AUGGCGGCGGCCACCGCAGCCUUCUCCUUCUCCUCCUCCUCCUCCUCCGCCGCGCUGCUGCGCCCGGGCUGGGCGUCCCUGAGGCGGUGGCGAGCCCUCGCUCGCAGCACCAGCAGCUUCCCUAGCAGCGCCGCCAGCGACGAAGCAACCGUUAUCUCAGGGACAAAGCUUGCUCACCAGGUCUUGAAAGAAGUCCACAGGGACGUGGAAUCCUGGACAUCCGCUGGGAACCAGAGGCCUCACCUCACUGUCGUCUUAGUGGGAGACAACCCGGCCAGUCACAUCUAUGUCAGGAACAAGAUAAAAGCAGCUGCAGCUGUGGGCAUUUCUAGUGAGAUCAUACUGAGGCCUAAAGACAUUUCACAGGAAGAGCUUCUGGACAUGACAGUAAAACUCAACAGGGAUUCAAGAGUUAGUGGUUUACUAGUUCAGCUACCUCUCCCAGGUCACAUCGACGAGCGGGCAGUCUGUAACGCCAUCGCCCCCGAGAAGGACGUGGAUGGAUUCCAUAUCAUGAACAUCGGGCGGCUGUGCCUGGAUCAGCCUUCCAUCGUCCCUGCCACUGCUGCUGCCGUCUGGGAAAUCAUCAAACGGACGGGAAUACAAACAUUUGGAAAAAAUGUUCUUGUAGCUGGAAGAUCUAAAAAUGUUGGAAUGCCUAUUGCAAUGCUUUUACAUAGUGAUGGAGAGCACGAAAGGCCUGGAGGUGAUGCUACAGUGACCAUUACUCACAGAUACACCCCAAAAGAGCAGCUCAAGAUCCACACGCAACUCGCUGACAUCGUAAUAGUUGCUGCAGGUAUCCCAAAGUUGAUUACAGCUGAUAUGGUCAAAGAAGGUGCAGCUGUGAUUGACGUAGGCAUCAACCAUAUCCAUGAUCCUCUUACAGGAAAAACCAAAUUAGUUGGGGAUGUGGACUUUGAAGAAGUGAAGAAGAAGGCUGCCUUUAUCACUCCGGUGCCGGGAGGGGUAGGACCUAUGACUGUUGCAAUGCUUCUGAAGAACACACUCCUGGUCACUAAAAAGCUCAUAUACUAGAGCAAACGGGUUACCUUGGAAGAAGAAUCGGAUUUGUUCUAUUUAUUGAUACACAAAACAUUUAUUUUUUACUACAGAUAUAUUUAUUUCUACAUUGUAUUUAUUUUUUCAUGUCAAGUAUGUUAAAUUUGAUGGCUUAUAAGAUGUUCAAAUACUUUGUAUUACCUCCUACUGACUUAUUGGGAGCAAAAACGACUUGGAGGAUGCAGCCUACACAUGUAUGUUGGUGGUGGUGGUCAAUUACGUGUUUGAGAAUCAAGAAUGAAGCAUAAAUUACAACUGUAGCUACAUAUUGGGGCAGUUAUCAAGGCUUGUAAACACUUGGGACCUGCUCAAACAAUACAAAAACUAAAACAUGCUAGAUAUCUUUUAAGUACGUGGUUUGGGUUCUGAGGUCACUAAGCACUCGGGAUGUAGUUCAGAGUCCUUGAGUAAUUUUUUGAACACUUAGAGCCAGCAGUGUCCAGGCACUAAUGUUGACAUGAGGGCAAAUGUUGGAGAAAUGUUUUAAAAUAGUCCAAUAAGCUUGAAUGCUGGUGAAAUUCUGACUUUAAGCAUCUGCAAGAGGUAAGCAUGAAUAAGUAGCUAGAGUAGAGAUUGAAAUUGGUUUUUUCCUUCAUGUCUGGACAAAUUUUGGUGCAUAAUAUCCCCAUCUCACAAAAACUCAAACUUGAGUAGUUGAUUGAAAUUGAGUGGAAUUGAGUGGAAUGUAGUUAAAGUUGCUGUAUAUGUACAACAUAUGUAGUGCAGCAGGAGAUGAAAAGCAGGAGAAAACCAAAACUUCAUCCCUGAUUAAAUAUUUGUGUUGGAACUUUAAGCCAUUUGAUUAUUCUCUUAUUUUGUGAAACUGCAUGAAGAGGGCUUUUUAUAGUCCCUGUUGUAAGCCUUGGCUUCAAUGGCCACAAUAUUUGGCUGCUUGUAGAAGAGCAUGUGGGAUAGGAUCAGUAUGUUUCUAUUCCCAAAAGUUGGUCCCUGAUGGAUCUAGAACAGUAUGCAGUGUAGAAGUUGUAGUAGAGUUACUGCUGAGAUGCCUGUUCAGCUGAGUGUGUGCUCUGGUGACAUUCCCACUGAAGGCAGUGGUAGACAGUUUGGGGAUCGAUCUCCGUGUUUUUAUCUCAGCUAGGAUUAGUGGUUUAUUUUCAUCAGGAGCCUUAGGAGUUUGCUAGUGGGCUGUAGGCGACUUGGAAGGGGAAGGAAAAAGACUAUGUCUGAGUUGUAUUGACAUUAAAGGGAAAAAUGGACUUCUGUGAUAAAGAAGGCAAGGUGGAGCAUCAUUUCCGUGCUGACUGUUCUCUUGAUGGACUUUGAGAGUUUGCUUUAGCACAGUGUUUGCAGAAGUUGACAGGAUGAUUACUAAAUAUCUAAUGCCAGUGGUGCAGACAUUUGCUCAUCUUUUUAAAUGUAAGUGGUAAUAUGAGUGGUAGGAGGAUCAAGGCAGCUAUGGAGACUGUACUUGGACCGAUCAAGCCAUGACUGAGAGAUGGAAUAAAACUUGUUCACUGUUA
Ficedula albicollis (Collared flycatcher) is the source of this 2543-nucleotide messenger RNA. It is a transcript of the gene MTHFD2L, whose product is annotated as methylenetetrahydrofolate dehydrogenase (NADP+ dependent) 2-like. Gene Ontology annotation, cellular component: mitochondrion. Gene Ontology annotation, biological process: tetrahydrofolate interconversion. The record is from RefSeq and is a predicted model, not a curated record. Gene Ontology annotation, molecular function: methenyltetrahydrofolate cyclohydrolase activity; methylenetetrahydrofolate dehydrogenase (NAD+) activity; methylenetetrahydrofolate dehydrogenase (NADP+) activity. The coding region runs from base 1 to 1038 and encodes 345 amino acids. The transcript is spliced from 8 exons. NCBI's taxonomy places the organism in Eukaryota, Metazoa, Chordata, Aves, Passeriformes, Muscicapidae.